AGAGAACUGUUAUGAAGCGAUUAAAAUAAUCUAAUCUGUACUUAAAUUACUAUGUGAAUAUAUCGUAAAACGAAAGAAGCACGUAACGUCCGACAGGAAAAACAAUUUUGAUGUUUUGAUUCCAAGAUAGAUGGGAUCAACCAGGAAGUGGUCAGUGCCAAUGCUUUUGGUUGGGAACAUGAUUUACGGAAUAAUACCGUGAGAUUGAGAAGGAACAUAUUUGUAGAUUUAUUUCCUUGUUUAGUACAUUGCCGAUCCGAUUUAAAAAAAAACCCGGCAAAUUGUGUGAUAAUAGUGGGAUCGUUCGUGAGAGGGGGCUGGUCGGCAUCGGGUAAUUGGCACGUCCCCAGGCCCAGGGUCUUUCGUUCGCCGUCACUCCAGACGUAUCGUGGCUCCGCUCGUUCUCGCUGUUUCGGCCGUCCGGAACUGCGAUCUUUGCCGAAAUUGCCUCCGCCUUCCGUCACAUCAACCCUUCCUCCAGUCAGCUGUUAUCCAACUUGACGACAAUGGACGAUGAGCUGGAGGACAGGAUAUUCUAUCAGACGUACACGUCUCACGUCAAGCUCAUGUCCAAGUUCAUUGUCGGCCUCCCGCUCAAUGGUGGACACUUAUCACAGGUAUGGAGGCUGGUCAGGUUCUACGUCGCCAAGCCCGAGGUCGUCCUCAUCACCAUCUCCAUCUUCCUCAUCUUCAUGUACAUCCAGGCCGUGGAGAUCUGGUCGAGGAGUUUGGUUGAUAGGAUUCGACUCUCUGUAGGCAACUCGGUGCCUUCGAGAACCCAGAGACUUGCGAACUUCAAGGCAUCGGGCGAUCUAGACAGCCUCAGCUGGGAGCUGAAGGAGAAGAACGUUGCCGUCUACGCCAUCCAGGGCCGUAGGGCCAAGAUGGAGGACAGGUUCGUAGUCAACGAGAAUAUAAACGGGACCGGCGUCCACUUGUAUGGAGUCUUCGACGGUCACGGUGGAGAGUUUGCAGCAAACUACGCUAGAGACAACCUGAUAAACAACUUGAACAGCAAAAUAGUAGAGUUGAAGAAUCUGAUGGUGAAUGGAGUUGUACGCAAGCCUUCAAUCAACGGUCCGCAGGAACCGCUGUCAAUUAAGCCUCCUCCGUCACCUAGGUCAGUCAGGAAAACACCGCCGUCGCCUAAGCCUCUAGAGAAGAAGCCCAGUUUUAAGAACCGUUCCAUGGAAGACAGCAACAAGUCCAGCAGUGUCACUGACCCGUUCCUCCUUGAGAAGUUAGAGUGCCUCCCGCGAUCAAAUGUAGUCACUAGGGAAGUCAAGCCGAACCGUCAGCCGGCAUUUGUUGCUCCCGAUAUUGGUUCGUACAUCGAAGGCUCUGCUAUUAAUUUCGGUAAACUGGUCACCGAUGAAGUUCUCGCCGCUGACAGACUGCUACUAGAAGCGGCCAAGAAGAACCUUGACUUAGCUGGAACAACAGCAUUGUUGGCGAUUGUAGAAGGUUCGAAGCUAAUCGUGGCCAAUGUAGGAGAUUCGCGGGGAGUAAUGUGCGAUUCAAAAGGCAAGGCCAUUCCCCUUUCUUUUGACCACAAACCCCAGCAGAGCCGGGAGAAGAAAAGGAUAGAAGAGGCCGGCGGAUCGGUGUGUUUCAACGGAGUCUGGCGUGUCGCCGGCAUUCUAGCGACGUCUAGGGCGAUGGGCGAUUACCCUCUCAAAGACCGCAGGCUUGUGAUCGCCGACCCCGAUGUCCUCACUUUCGACCUCAAGAGCCAUAAGCCCAAGUUUAUCAUCCUCGCCUCAGACGGCCUCUGGGACAUGUUCUCCAACGAAGAAGCCAUCGCCUACGUUUCCUCUAGGCUUAGCGAGCCCCACUUUGGAGCUAAAAGUAUCACCCUGCAAGCUUAUUACAAAGGAUCCCUCGAUAACAUAACCGUCCUCGUUAUUAACCUUGCCAACCAUACCUGGAUGUAGAUGCCAUUUGACAAAAGCGUUUAUUUUGUGUUACCUCGUAAAUUUUAAAAUAGGCAAGUAUUUUUCGUUUUGUUAUAGUUUUAAUUUAUUAAAGUCAUUAAAUUAUUAGUUAAAUGGUUUUUAUUUAAUAAUUUACUUUUUAAUUAAUGCUGUGGUUUUGAUGGUUGUGUACAAGUUUGUGAUUUUGAUUUCUAGUUUGUAUAAAGUUACUAUUGUCGUACAAACAAACUUAAACCAAAAACCAUGCUCAUACUGGUAGAAAUGUCUCUAAUAGGGGAUAGGGAUAUUUCCCCUACUUGUGUAAGUGUUCAAAUGUUAGUUUUGGUAGGACAGCAUAGGCGGGAAAAUACUACCAUUCGGUGUAUUUUGGUUUAAAUGUGAUCUUUGUCAUUAGUCGUACGAUGUAUUUCCUCAUAAUCUGGAACCCUCUCCCCCGUCUGCCAAAUCAACAAGUGUAUUUUCAUCAGUUUGUGAUAGGCAGUGGUAGUUUAUGCCAAUAUUUUAAAACACAUGUUUUUAAAUCGUUGGCCAAUUUUAAACGCUUUUUAGUACACACAAAGAUAUUUUUUUUAUUCAACUGAACUGUAGGAUAUCUAUGAAAAAAAAAAAUUAUAAGACCAGAUCAGUCAGUUUUGCUAUUCUCACAAUUUUGAGUAUUUUGUGACUUUGCAUACAAAACUUGUACCGUGUGGGUCUAAUAGUAAACAUUGUACUGCCUUUGGGCUAUCAAUCUGUCCAUGAGUUUGUUGACACAAAUUAACUGGUAGUUAUAAUUUUAAUUAUGGCAUAAAUUUUUUGAAUUAUAUCGCCUUUAUGACUUAUUCUAUAAGCAACGCUGAAUAUUUUUUUAAUAAAAAAAGUUUCAUUUCGAUUAUUAAAUUGUGUGAUGAAAAAUAUACAAAAAUAAUUACCUUUGUUCUUGCUCUUUUGCCACAAAGUGCCAAAUUAAUUUUACACUAGAGUUUAGCACAUUUUUUCUCUCAAAACUCGUGAAGACAAUAUGCCUAAUACAGUCAAAAAUCAUGUAAAUCUUUGAGAUCAUGCUAAAAAUGUAUUUUUAAUAAUAAUAAUAAUUUUAAACUUGAAUCAAAGAUAUUAAACUUUUCAUCUAAUUUACUUGUCAUUCUUUCUCUCUCUAAAAAAAAAAGUAGUUUCUGUCAUAAUAGAAUCAUCGAGGCUCAAAAGUGCGAAAAAGAUUCGCCGAGUUUUAGCUUUUUUACCAGGUUUCUACUAGUGGAACAUCAAAUUUUUAGCAUUUUUCGACUAAUCGUGCUAAUGUCUGUCUAGAAUAGGGAAAGCCAGUUGACAGAAACCUGAUUUAAUGACGAGACAUUUUGGCAAGAUGAUGGGUCGGAAAAAAAAAUCGUUUGAUUGAUAUUAACCGCCAAAAUUAUUUGUGAUGCAAAUUAUACCUGAAAAAAAGAAAAUUAGCGCUUUACUGUUUUACAGUUUAAACUAGAUAAUGCUUAAAUUUUUACCAGGCAAAAAAAAAAGUGAGAGACUGUACUUUUGAAAUUGUACAUUUUAAAAGUUUCGACCCCCUUUUUAGAAUCGCAAGUUUGUAUUUUUAGCAGAUAUCGGCUUUGUACAUAUGGCUGUGAAAAUGCAGUUCUAUUAAAAAAUAAAUAAAAUAAUUCUGUGAUUGUUAAGAACGGGUUUCUGAAUUUAAACAGAGGCACAUAAUCACUGAAUAACACCUACUUUAACGUAUAAGUUCGUAAAUUAGGCUGUGUUUAGAAACAAAAAAAAA
This is a messenger RNA of Cimex lectularius (bed bug), 3684 nucleotides long. RefSeq names its product protein phosphatase 1L. Lineage: Eukaryota; Metazoa; Arthropoda; Insecta; Hemiptera; Cimicidae. The transcript is spliced from 5 exons. Gene Ontology annotation, biological process: positive regulation of canonical NF-kappaB signal transduction; protein dephosphorylation; negative regulation of canonical NF-kappaB signal transduction. The record is from RefSeq and is a predicted model, not a curated record. Gene Ontology annotation, molecular function: cation binding; protein serine/threonine phosphatase activity. Gene Ontology annotation, cellular component: nucleus; cytosol. The coding region runs from base 507 to 1934 and encodes 475 amino acids.